Pezoporus flaviventris is the source of this 3092-nucleotide messenger RNA. RefSeq names its product dentin matrix acidic phosphoprotein 1-like. NCBI's taxonomy places the organism in Eukaryota, Metazoa, Chordata, Aves, Psittaciformes, Psittacidae. The coding region runs from base 846 to 2456 and encodes 536 amino acids. The transcript has 4 exons. The record is from RefSeq and is a predicted model, not a curated record. Gene Ontology annotation, biological process: extracellular matrix organization; ossification. Gene Ontology annotation, cellular component: extracellular matrix. Gene Ontology annotation, molecular function: extracellular matrix binding.
UGGUAGAAAGCAGGGCACUUGUAAGCUGCAGUGUUGGUGUUGCUUUUAAGGGAAGAAUUUGGGAGCUCUUUGCUCCAGUGUGUUUUGGGUGCAGGAUGAUCAUAGAAUCAUAGAAUCUGUGAGAUUGGAAAACAGCUUUAAGAUCAUCAAGUCCAACCUUUACCCCAGGACUGCCAAGUCCACCACUAAACCAUGUCACUAAGGGCCUGAUGUGCAGUGCAGUCAGUAUGCCCUGCGGGGAUGUGUUGCUGGGCUGCUUGUGUGACUUGGAAAAUGAUAGCAGAGCUGGAGGAAAGCCCCUUGCUGCUUCACCUGCCAGACCGAGCCAGUGGCCACAGGGGAUGCAGCUCUCCAUGUGGUUGUCUUACCAGGGACUCCACUUUGGGCAGCAGGGGUUUUAUGGACUGUAGGAACUACACCAGGUGGGAGGCAUAGCUCUGUAGCCCACUGUCUUAUGGUGCUGCCCAUCUGUGGUGCCUGCUCCCAUCACUGCCCCUGAUCUCAGCUGGGUGGCUGGUGACAUUUCUGUGGGAACAGCGAAUUUGGAUGAACUUUUCCACUCUUUAAUGAUGCUUAGACAAAAUAUCUGCAGGAGCAUGGCCAGUUAUUUAAAAUUCCAAACUAAAAGGAAGUUUCUGCACAGAAGGUGCCAGGAGGUGGCACAAGGACAAAUCCUUGGCUUGUUUGAUAACACACCAGGCUGAGCACCAUGUGCAAGGGUGGCAAGGCUGUAUCAGCUGGAAGGGCUUUGUAGGGCCUGGUUGCAACCAGGGGCAUGUAGCAGUGUUUUGCUCUAGUGUGCUAAUACUUAGCUCCCUAUUGCAGCCAAGGGGACCACAACUGACAUGAGGGCUGCAUUCGUGGUGCUGCUCCUCUGGCCCAUAGCCUGCGCUCACCCUGUGCCUGGCCAUGAGCCCACCCGCUCCCUCCGCAGUGCCCAGCAACAGGACACAGCAAAUGAAGAGUACAUCAACAAGCUGGGCAACCUCCUGGAUGGUGAAGAUGGCAGACAUCCUCCAGUCACAGGAGAGACGGAAAAUACCCUUGCUGGGGACACAGCAGUUGGGAACGCUGUUGGUGAGGACCUGGGCAAGCAUGGUGGCCAUGACAAGGGGGACAGAGCUGGGGAGCCUCAGCACCUGAACCAGGUGGACCACGAGGAUGCGAGUGCCCGGGAUGGGAACAGCCUGGGUUUCCUGGAGGAGGAUGCACGUGAUGCUGAUGACAGUGACAACGGAGAGCACCAUGGCACUGGAGUCAAUGUGCUUCCCUCCCAUGCUGGCAGGCUCCUGGAUGAAGAGGAUGACAGUGGGGAUGACACCUUUGAUGAGAAUGGGGCAGAGGAUGGGGGUGAAGGUCCUACCUAUGUGGCAGUUCCUGAUGGGGCAGGCGAACAUGACCAUGACACUGGCCAUGGGGACACCGGGGCUGCUGGAGGGCACAGCGACAGCAGCAGCAGUAGCAGCAGUGAGAGCAUGGGGGCAGACCACCGGCAGUACAGGAACUACCUCGGUAGCCGGUAUGAGCGGACCUACAGGCAUGGAGGGGGCAGCAGCAGCAGCCAGGAGGAGGAACACUACAACUUCGAGGGUGGAGCCAUGCAGGGUGAUGACCCCUCUGUCUUUGAUGGCCCAGCCAGCAGCUAUAAGGGGCGUCGUGCUGGCCCUCAUGCCCUGGGCAGCAGCUGGGAGGCUGGCUCCCCCCAAUGGGAGGAGGGUGACAGCAGGUCCCCAGAGGUGGAGGAUGCUGACUCGGGAGAAGACAGCCCAUCCACAGAGGAAAGCAGUCAGUCAGAAGAGCCUGACACCAGCCAGUCAGAGGAGAACAGUGCAAGCCGCUCCAGGGAGGACGGGGAUGGGGAGGACAGCCCAUCCAGGGAGGAUGAGGACAGCGAGUCCAAAGAGAGCACCGCUGAACAGUCAGAUGAAGAGCCAGGGGAGUCCCCAGAGGACAUCCCCAAGGAGGUGGUGAGCGCAUCAGGUGAGCACAGCAGCAGCCAGUCCCGGGAAGAGCAGGAGGACCAGGAGUCUGCUGAGGACAAGAGUGCACCAUCCACACCUGACAGUGAGUCCAGAGAAGAUGACGGCAACCAGAGCUUGUCCACAGAGAACACUGCAGAGGAGUCAAAGGAGGAUGAGAAUGACUCCAACCCUGAUGGGGAUGAGCCGAGCACAUCAACUGAGAGCCAGAGCUCAUCACCAGAGGACGAUGGUAGCCAAGAGGAUGAUGCGGCUGAGGACAGCAGGUCCACAGAGAGCAACAUCAGUGAGUCCCAGGAGGAUGAUGAUGAUGAUGAAAGCCACUCCCAGGAGGAUGCCACCCGCGAGUCCAGCAGCCGUGGGGACAACAGCUCGCCACAGAGCCUGGAGAGCGGGAGCCGCAAGCGGCGGCUGGGUGCCUACCGCAACAAGCCUGCUGCUGACUACGAUGACAAUGACUGCCAGGAUGGGUACUGACACAUGUCACACAAGCUCACUGGUGCUGGGGGAGUGCGGGGGGAGGAGGGUUUAAUUUAUUUGCUAUUUAGCCUGGCUGGCUUCUUCCUGAGGAGAUGCUGUGGGUAAAAUGGAAGCAGGUUUGCCAUGACUCGAUCUGGGUAUACUAUACAGGGCAUGAAGUGGGAGGUGAUGCCAGGCACAGGGAAAAUGCCAAACUGCAGUGAGAAAAAGAUUUCCUAAACCAAGAGCUCUGAGUGCCAGCAGGGUGAUGUUGCCCACUUGCCACAUAGGCACAGUGGCAGCUCAGCACUGCAGGAGCUGCCAGCACCUGGGCAUGCUGGGCAGGAAGGUCCCUGUGUUCACCCCUUGUAUUUACCUAGCACUGCCCUGAAAGCAUCUGUCCAGACUCUAAUGGGGGCUUUCUGUUAGAUCCAUGUCCUGCACAUAAGGAGGGAAAGAGGAAAAGCUACAGCUGGUGUACACGUGUGGUGCGUGGGCUCAGCAGUGUGUGAAGUACCACUUCAGGAUGGAAUGUAUGUAAUAUUUUGUAAGAAAUGUACAGAAAACACUAUAUUGUAUCCUUUUUGCACUUGUAUUUCAAGGCUGAAAUGUACCCUGUUGAUUUCUCUAAUUACCAUUAAAACCAUCACACUC